This is a messenger RNA of Symbiodinium necroappetens, 882 nucleotides long. The record is from the annotation of a GenBank genome assembly. NCBI's taxonomy places the organism in Eukaryota, Dinophyceae, Suessiales, Symbiodiniaceae.
AUGGCCGUGCACCGAGUCGACACCCUCCUGGCUCCCUAUGUCCGGCUCAUCACUUUUGUUGGCAGCGCCCUCUUUGUAUCAAUCUACGUGAUCAACUUCAUCAGGUUCCUGAAGGACUUCGACACCUUUACGAAGAUGAUGGAGCGCUUCCAACUGCCCUGCCCACGGGUGAUGGCUGCCGGAGGGCUCCUCUUCAUGUCAGCAGGGUCGGCCUUCUAUCUCACAGGCAUCCCCAUUUGGAUGCUGCUGGGCACGGUGCUUCUGCUGAUGUUUCUGAUUGCUUCAACAUUUUUUGGACACUACAAGCCCUGGAUGCAAUCCAAUGACCUGAACCACUUCUUCAUGAUGCUGAAGAACAUCGGCAUGUGUGGGCACUGCCUUGCCACCGUCGGCUUCGAACUGUCGCAGACUGGGGCCGUGCCGGACGCAGAUACUGUGGGACGGUCUCUUCACGAAAUGCUGGAAGCAUACUGGGCCUCUUUCCGUCCCUGUUCGUGGAUCCUUCAGUCUUCCGGGAUGGUACUCUUUACUGCGCCGUUUCUGUUCUCAUGUCUCCACUACACGAUGGACAUCAAUCAGCUGGUCGGGAUGAUCAGGGAACCAGGUCUUGGCCGUUGUACAGCUCGGCUUUGUGCCCUCCUCGUCGUGAUGCUGCUGCUGGUGUCUUCGUUCCUCUACAUGAGCGGUGUGGCGAUCCUUGUGGAGUUCGGUGCCCUGGGUUUCUUGAGCUUCCUGCUAGUUUCCACCUACUUCAGCCACCUGAAGCCCUAUUUGCAGUCAGGAGAGAAGAUACACUACCUGCACAUCCAGAAGAAUCUGUCUUUGGCGGGAGGCUGUGUCAUGGUGCUUGGCGUCGCCAUCUUUGAGGGAGGUCGCUCCUGA